GAGCGUGAGUGCACUUGUCAUGUCCGUAGUCGAGUUGGAAGCACUUAUACUUUUUGUGACGUUACAUUUCCCAAUCCCGUGGAGCACAUAAACUUUAACUCACAACAUUUCCUGAAGUAUUUAUUAGAAGCAGGACCUAGUGAAGUAGGUUGGGUGACAUCUCACAGUAGUGUUUUACUCAUCUGUCCGUCUGCAUGUGGUGGGAAUUUCCGGAGGACAUUCGUCGACAAGUUGCUGUGGAUGUGUAAACGGUUGACGGGUGGAGCAAGGAAGCAGAGGUCCAUGUGUGCAUGAUAUACCGAUGCAGUUCUCUGUCUUCAGUCAACCAUCCCUGUGUUGACUCAUGACAUUCAAAGGAAUAAGGCAUCAUGGUUGCCAGCGGGUUGUCACUGAUGUGCCUGUUCCAUAAACUCCCCAACAUGAACCUUGCCCCGUGGUUCCUACUCACCCAGCUGGUCGUCCUGGUGUCGGUUGGGGCUGUGUCCUACCAGCAGUUUGAAGAAAUAUCUGACCCGGACAACAGUGGUGUGACACUCCAGCGCAUGACCCAGGAUGAAACCACGGGUAGAGUCUACGUGGGCUCGGUGAACAGAUUGUACCGACUGACGGGGGACCUGGCCUUGGAGAUAGAAGUCUUCACAGGGCCAGUGGAAGACAAUCCCAAGUGCGGACCUCCUUCGAGGCCCUGCUCCGAAGCAAAAGUGUCCACCAACAACAUUAACAAAGCCUUGGUCGUGGAUGUACAGCAGCGUCACUUGAUCUCAUGCGGACAGGUGUUUCAGGGACUAUGCCAGAUACGCAGAUUGAGCAACCUGAGCACUGUGGAGGAGCCUGAAGAUGAGGUUGUUACCAACACAGUGGGGGGUAGCAAUCUAGCGUUCAUUGCGCCCGGUGCUGAUGGGAGUGUUCUGUAUACAGCUGCAUCACGCGGAGACUGGCUCAGACGCACAGUACCAACAGUGGCUAAGAGAACGCUGUACAGUUAUACCGACUCUUCGACUAUGAGGACGUACAAAUCUCUGCAACCACUCGCUAGUAAACUAAUUCCCCAGAACACAUUAGAAGCAUUGGAUUCUUUCGACAUUAACUACAUCUAUGGAUUCUCCAGUGAGGGAUUCAGCUACUUUAUCGCCACUCAGAUUGAAAACUUUGAGGACAGUGAGACUCCGCUGUACACAAAAGUAGUCAGUCUGUGUCAAACAGAAGUAUUGGAUUCAGUUUAUUCAUACAUAGAGCUCCCUCUUGUUUGCAAGGAUGCUGGCAAUGUCACAUAUAACCUGGCCAAGUCGGCCUAUGUCACCAAAGUGGGCUCUGAUCUGUACGACACUGGGGUUCCCAGGGAUGAGGAUGUACUGUUUGUGACAUUUUCAUCAGACGGCCCUACGAGAAAGUCCGUCAUAUGCAUGUAUCCAGUGAGGAAGAUAAAUGAAGGGUUUUUACAAAGGAGAAUUGAUUGUGCUAUGAAGAAGACGGACAAUACUGAGAUAGGAUGGCUUGGAGCAUCAGAAUGUGCAGUCUCAUCACAAUAUAUUCAGACAUUAAACAACAUGGGCCCAAGCUAUUGCCACAACACUGAAUUCCAAACACCCCUUGGUGGGUUACACCCAUCUAUAGAGGCACAAGCAAUCUACUCUACUAACAGUAGCAUCGAGGCCGUGGCAGCAUUACCCCACAAUGGUGCAACUGUGAUCCUGCUAGGAGACGAACGUGGCAACUUGACCAAGCUCCGUGUUCAGUCACCAACCAAGGCCCGCCUCUAUGAGGAACUGUCCAUCGUCAGUGGGAGCCGCAUCAUUCAAAAUGGGCUGAUGCUCACUCCAGACAAGCAGUACGUGUUCGUUAUGACAGAGAGAAUGAUUUCCAAGGUUCCUAUUGAAACCUGCGAGUCAUUGACAACGUGUGGGGAUUGUUUGCGUGUGGGAAUGGAUGGAACAGGAGACCCACAUUGCGGCUGGUGCCCUUUGCAGAACAGCUGUACGAGGCGCUCGGAGAUGGAGUGCCCAGGUGCGACCGACGUCCCAUCAACCAAUCGAUGGAUAGAUAGCAGAAGCCCAUGUAUACAUAUCCAAUCAGUGACGCCGUCCAGCAUUCCCAGUGAUGCCAUUGCUCAGCUAACUCUGAAUGUGACCAGCCUGCCUGUACUGAAUAACAGCUUGACCCACAGGUACCAGUGCUUCUUCGACUCGCUGGGGUCAACGGACGCGACAGCGGUACCCAUGGACAAUUCCCUCGUCCAGUGCUCGACCCCGGCUGCUAUGCCAGUGCUUCAAGGAGGUGAACUGACAGUCACCCUUUCCCUCCGGGCCACCGAGACGGACAAACUCAUCGUCAACACGACCUUUGACUUCUACAAUUGCAGCGCCUUUGAGAGCUGCACCCAGUGUGUGGCUGAUUACCUGUGCAACUGGUGCAUCUUUGAGAACAAGUGCAUGGGGAAUGCAAGCAGCUGUAACUCGACUGGUGUCAUUGCUGGGCAGGAGGUGCAGAACAUGGACUCACCGAGGAAGGGCAAGGAAUAUUGCCCAAGGAUCGACAACAACAAUGAAAUUCUCAUUCCAGCGGGAGAACCAGAACCUCAGGACUUCACAGUGAAUGUGGCUAGUCUUCCCGUUGAGUCUGGUUACCAGUGUGCACUGAAGCAUCCCGGAUGGGAAAUGGAGGCAGUGACUCCAGGCAUCAGACUCGAUGACUCCAGCAUCCGUUGCUCAGCUAGGAAGUACAAUUACACCAUGGAUGAGAACACCAUUGUCGCUGAUUUACGUAUCCGCUGGAAUGGUGGUCGCUUUGUGCUGGACAACCCCUCCAUGUUGAACGUGACGCUGUACAAGUGUGCAGUUAAGCGAGCAGAUUGCGGGAAAUGUCUCCUGGCAGAUGCGAAGUUCUCCUGUGGCUGGUGUGAAGAGGCCAAAAUGUGCAGCCGGUCCGCUCGGUGCCCCGUGGUGCCGGGCACCGGCCAGAGGUGGCUGAGCGGGGUUGACCUGUGCCCCGACCCACGCAUCACCAUGUUUGACCCCAAAAGUGGGCAUGUUGCCGGAGGUACCAAAGUGGUAAUCAAGGGAUUCAACCUGGGCCAGAGUGUCAGCGACAUCAGACGAGUUACCGUUGCGGGAAUGCCGUGUCGGAUGCUGGAAUCGGAGUACACACCUGCCGAGAGAAUUGUCUGCAUGACCAAUUCUAGCACAGAUGGGGCAGCCAGCGGCCCCGUCAUCGUCGUGAUUGGCAGGGGCAAUUCCUCAAUGCCAGAUCUGGAGACAGUGUCUGAAGAAAAUUUCUCCUUCGUGGUACCCUCUAUCACCAAUGUCCACCCGCUUCUUGGGCCCAAAGCAGGUGGGUCAAGGGUCACGUUGACUGGCAUACAUCUCAAUGCAGGGGGUAGCAGGACCAUCACUGUAGCUGGCAUGCCCUGUGACCUUGCUGACACUGGCAACUUGUCAGGUGAUGCCAUCAGCUGCAUCACAUCGCCAAGUGAGACGGGCAACGAGGGUCCAGUGACGAUGACCUUUGACGCAGUGGGCGCAGCCGUGAGUUCCAGCAACUUCACGUACACGGAGAAUCCAAGUAUCUCGAAGCAGGACCGCACACAGAUGAUUCUCAGUGGUGGAUUAAGCAUAGCGGUGAUGGGAGUUAACCUGGAUGUCGUGCAGGAGCCGAAGAUGGAAAUUCAAAUCAGGAAAAUGCCAGGAGUCACCCGGAGCAAGAGACAAGCGAGCCAGCAGAUUGAUAGCACAAUCAUCACAAAGUGUACUGUCCUCAGCUCCACCUCCAUGGAGUGCAAGUCGCCCGAUCUCUCGAAGCCAGAAUUGGCGGGCACUUUCACCUUCGACAACAGCACUUCACCGCCCUCCUUCAUCCUGCCUGGGAGCGACAUCAGCUUUGUCAUGGAUGGGGUCACCAUUAUGUCCCAGUCCGAUUUCAGAGUGUUCGUCGACCCAGAGUACUUCAUGUUUGAGGAGGUCCAGAGAGUGGCUUACAAGGAGCGCAAGAUGCUAGAAAUAAAGGGUCGUUACAUCAAAGCAACGUACAUGUCCGGUGAUGUCACAGUCACUGUGGGGAAUCUGUCGUGUAGUCCACUGAUGCAGAAUGAAGACAGCCUGACUUGUGAGGCACCCGAAAAUGAAGUAGGACAAACCUACAAUGUAGUGGUCUAUCACGGCAACCUGGAGAAGCCUGUGGGGCGCGUCGAGUAUCUCCGUGAGGAGUUGCCCCUGGCCAUCAUCAUUGGUGCCGUCUGCGGCGUGGCCCUCAUCAUCUUCAUCGUCCUGUUCAUCAUCUGCAUCUGGCGCCGCAUCAGCGCCAACGAGCGCCGCUUCAAGAAGAUGGAGUCACAGAGGGACGAGAUGGAGAUGAGGGUGGCUCAGGAGUGCAAGGAUGCCUUUGCCGAGCUGCAGAUCACCGUCCUGACAGUAAGCAGUGAUGUGGAGGGAUCGGGGAUACCAUUCCGUGACUACCGUGAUUAUGUAGCGAGGCUCCUCUUUCCAGAGAAUCCAUGCCAUCCCGUGUUCAGAGAGAUUCCUGUUGUACGUGAAAAUAUCUCGGGCAUCAAGCGCAAUGUCCUAGAGAAGGCACUGGUGCAGUUUGGCAACCUGAUCACCAACCACACCUUCCUGGCCAUCUUUGUCCGCACCCUGGAGAACCAGAAGUCCCUGUCGCUGAAGGACCGCAGCAACAUCGCCUCGCUGCUUGUCAUUGCCCUGCACAACAAGCUGGACUUCCUGACCCAGGCCGUCAAGCUCCUCCUGCAGGACCUGAUCAAGGUGUACACCAAGGAGGGGCGGGCACAGCUGCUGCUGAGAAGGAGCGAGGCAGUCGUCGAAAAGUUGGUGGCUCAUUGGCUGUCCAUCUUGAUGUAUGACUCGCUGAAGGACAGCAUGGGGAAACCCCUAUUCCACCUGUUCUACGCUAUCAAGCAGCAGAUUGACAAGGGUCCAGUUGACGCCGUCACUGGGGAGGCGCGGUAUGGCCUGAGUGAGAUGAAAGUCAUUCGACAGCAGAUUGACUUCAAAACGCUGAACAUCAAAACCAACAGUCUGGAUAUCACCUCAGAGCCCAUCCAGUUGAAGGUGUUAGACUGCGACACCAUAUCACAGACGAAGGAUAAGAUUCUAGAUGCCAUCUACAAAUCAUGUCCAUUCAGCAAACGGCCCAUGCGAGAUGAGCUAGAUUUAGAAUGGUGCGACAGACCGGAUGGGCCUGGCAGCAUGAUCCUGCUGGACGACGACGGUAGAGGAAGGUUCGACGGAGAGUGGAAACGCAUCAACACCUUGGCCUACUAUCAGGUACCAGACGGUGCAACCUUGAGGCUAGUCAGAGCCCAGCCCAAUGGUGGAUCGCUACCUAACACACCAGCAAGGAAAUAUGGCACGCUGCCUAGCCCGGCUACCUCUUCCUCCCCGAUCAUUGACCAGGAGAGGGGUGCCACCCUGUGGCACCUGGUCAAGCACGUGGACUCCGGCAGCCUGCGUAAGGGGGAGAGAGACCAGAAGAUGAUGGCAGAGAUCUACCUGCCCAGGCUGCUUACCACCAAGGGUAUCCUUCAGCAGUUUGUGGAUGAGCUCCUAGAGACCAUCUUCAACGGCGAAUCAGAUGUCCCCAUCGCCGUCAAGUACCUGUUUGACUUCUUAGACGAGCAGGCCACCUCGCAGGGCAUCACCAACCCGGACGUGGCACAUGCAUGGAAGAGCAACUGCCUGCAGCUACGAUUCUGGGUCAACCUGAUCAUGAACCCCACCGUCCUCUUUGACAUCAACAAGACUGACACGGUGGAUGCCUGCGUGUCCAUCAUCGGCCAGACGUUGAUCGAUUCCUGCUCCGUCUCGGAGCAGCACCUCACCAAGGACUCCCCCUCCAACAAGUUGCUGUACGCCAAAGACAUCCCCCAGUACAAGCAGUGGGUGGCCAAGUACUACAAAGACAUCAACGACAUGCCGUCCAUCAGCGAUCAGGACAUGAGCGCUAUGCUGGCUGCUCACACCAACCGCUACCAGAACGAGUUUCAGCCUCUCAAUGCGCUCAACGAGCUCUACUUCUGCUACGCUUGCAUCUUCAAGAGUGAGAUCCUCCAAUCCCUUGACGAGGACAAGGAGGCGCAGAGGCAAGGCUUAGGAGACAAGCUGGAGGACAUCUUCCGUCUGAUGGCCGACUCGGCCUGACAAUUAAUGAAGGAGUCCCAGGUUUGAUCAGUACGCAUCUUCUUUCCGGAAUGACAACCCAACCCGAUAUCCUCUUCUUGUCGUGCCCCCAAUUGGGAUCAGAAACGGACCAAGUUUGUUUUUAUCAGAAUUUGUUUCAAGUGAAUUGGAUUCAAUUCCGGUGUGAACUCUAUCCAGUUAUGGCCCAUUUUCACAGUAUACCGUUUAUUACUCACAGUACCAAUUUGGAAUUGAAAAGUCAACAGGUACUAACACUCACAGUUGCUUUUUCCCUAAUUUCAGUCAGAAAUUGAUGCCAUUGACUUUUUGUUGAGAGUAUAUAUCUUUCUAGAUGAUUUUUUUAGGGGGGCGGUUAAAGCUGCUAAUCAUCACCAAUGGAAUGUACUAAAGCAGAAAGAUGCAGCCAUUGAAUGUUGGGAAAUUUAAAGGUGAAGAAAAGUGAAUAAAAACAAAUUGAAAAAAU
Molecule: messenger RNA, 6612 nt
Organism: Acanthaster planci (crown-of-thorns starfish)
Lineage: Eukaryota; Metazoa; Echinodermata; Asteroidea; Valvatida; Acanthasteridae
Product: plexin-A2-like
Biological process (GO): regulation of cell migration; semaphorin-plexin signaling pathway
Cellular component (GO): plasma membrane; semaphorin receptor complex
Molecular function (GO): protein binding; semaphorin receptor activity
Source: RefSeq, a predicted model, not a curated record